AGGCAGAAAGGGCUGGUGCACCUCAUUCCAAUUCAAUCUGCGCACGACUCCUCGACACCUGUCACCCUCUCAUUCGCCGCUCAAUUCCCAGCGUACAUACAAUCCACACAGAAAACUGUAUCUAUCUACAAUCCCCAAAAACCUUCCUUGCCUAGAGUUAAUACAUACAUCAUACAUAUAUAUAUAGAUAGAUACAGUGUAUACACACACAUACAUUACAUACUUUGUACUGUAACAUCCACAGUACUGAAAACCCUACAGAAUACAGAGAGACGCGCCCGCACAAAACACGCAGUGGGUGGUGAGAGAGAAAGACUGAUGAGAUUAUUAUUGGGUCCAUUAAUGUCCUCUCCCUCCCUCCACAUGAAUUCAAGAAAACCUCUGUUUCUCUCAAAGGACACGAUCCGCCUCUGCCGCCUCCUCAUAAAACCCUCACUUUCUCUCUCCUCGCCCACUUUCUCUCUCUAACCAUCGCUGGAUAGGGGAGAUAGUACACAGCCGGAACAGAUGGAGGAUCAAUACGGGUUGCCCGAUCUCCGGCGCUACGUCGCCGCCGCGCCAAAUUUCCUGCCGCCUCCGGCGGCGGACCUGUUCGCCGGCGGCCGAGGACUGGGCCAGCCACACCCGUACGGCGUGCUUGCGGCCGCGCCCGGAGGAGCGAGUGGGGCUGUCGGCGUCGGCGGUGGGUUUUACGGAGGUUUCGAUGGCGGGCUCGGCGGAGGCGGCGAUGGCGGCGCCGGGCGGUGGCCGAGGCAGGAGACGCUGACGCUGUUGGAGGUAAGGUCGAGGUUGGAUGGCAAGUUUAAGGAGGCAAACCAGAAAGGCCCCUUGUGGGAUGAGGUUUCAAGGAUAAUGUCUGAAGAGCAUGGCUACCAAAGAAGUGGCAAAAAAUGCAGAGAAAAAUUCGAAAACCUUUACAAAUACUACAAAAAGACAAAAGAAAGCAAAGCCGGCCGACAAGACGGUAAGCACUACAGAUUUUUCCGGCAACUCGAAGCCCUUUACGGCGAAAACAACAACAACAACAACUCUUCAGCUUCAGUCUCGGAAGCCCAUCAUCAUAAUACUCAUCAACCUUUUCACUACAAUUUGCCGAACAAAGAACCCUACCCAAAAUUCUCAGACAACACAAGCCUAAGCCUCUCCAACUACUCCGAACCCGACACGACAUCGACCGACUACACGGACGAAAACGGGCCCAAGAAUCCUAAAUGGGCCGGUAAAACGGGCUGGAAGGCUAAAAUCAAGGACUUCAUAGACCUUCAAAUGAAAGGUCUUAUGGAAAAGCAAGAGUCUUGGAUGGAGCAGAUGAUGAUGACAAUCGAGCGAAAGGAGCAAGAAAGGCUGGUGAGGGAAGAAGAGUGGCGUAAACAGGACGAGGCCCGAAUAGAGAGGGAGCAUCAGUUUUGGGCCGGUGAACGGGCCUGGAUUGAGGCCCGUGAUGCGGCGUUAAUGGAGGCUUUGCAAAAGCUCACGGGGAAGGAGUUUAUGGCAGCAGCAGAGAAUGUGAGUUUAGGUGUGAGAGGGGAAAUGUGGCCGGAAAACGGGUUUUGGGAAGAAAUGGGUGGUGGGAAUAAUAAUAAUAGUUGUGUGGUGAAGAGUGGGAAAAGGAAGAAAGAGGAGUCGAAAAGUUACGAUUUUUACGGUGGUGGUGAAGGGGUUUAUAGUGAAAAUGCUGAUCAUCAACAAGCGGUCGAGCCUGUUAUGAGGCUGAACAACGAUCAAAGCAAUUCGUCCCCGAGUAAUAAUAAUAAUAAUAAUAAUAAUAAUAAUAAUAAUAAUAAUAAUAUGAGUGAGAGCUGUUUUAGGUACUCCAUGGGAGAUGGUUAUGGAAGGAUUAUGGACUGA
This is a messenger RNA of Striga asiatica, 1848 nucleotides long. Lineage: Eukaryota; Viridiplantae; Streptophyta; Magnoliopsida; Lamiales; Orobanchaceae. The record is from the annotation of a GenBank genome assembly.